Oryza brachyantha (malo sina) is the source of this 1316-nucleotide messenger RNA. RefSeq names its product calcineurin B-like protein 2. Gene Ontology annotation, molecular function: kinase binding; calcium ion binding. Bases 193 to 870 code for a protein of 225 amino acids. The transcript is spliced from 8 exons. Lineage: Eukaryota; Viridiplantae; Streptophyta; Magnoliopsida; Poales; Poaceae. Gene Ontology annotation, biological process: calcium-mediated signaling. The record is from RefSeq and is a predicted model, not a curated record.
UUCCCCUCCCCUCCAACGAGUUCCGCUCCGAUCCCUCCGCCCCGCGAGUCCGAGGCGCGUGGUCCCGGUCGUAUUUGGUUGGGCGUGGGGGUUUCGUUUGUUUGUUUGUUCUGUUGCCCGGUGAAGUAGAUUGGGUUUGCGGCGGAAGGCGGCGGCGGCGGCGGCGGUGGUGGUGGAGGAGGAGUAAGUAUCAUGGUGCAGUGUUUCGACGGGGUGCGGCAGCUUGCGGCGGUCCUGUUCAAGUGCUGCGACCUCGAACUCCCGCAGCCCAAGGGGCUCGAGGAUCCCCAGGUCCUUGCCCGGGAGACCGUCUUCAGCGUGAGUGAGGUCGAGGCGCUGUACGAGCUCUUCAAGAAGAUCAGCAGCGCCGUGAUCGACGACGGGCUGAUUAACAAGGAGGAGUUUCAGUUGGCGCUAUUCAAGACUAACAAGAAGGAGAGCCUGUUCGCUGACCGGGUAUUUGAUUUGUUCGAUACAAAACAUAAUGGAAUUUUAGGAUUUGAUGAAUUCGCUCGUGCACUCUCAGUAUUUCAUCCAAGUGCUCCCCCUGAUGAGAAGAUUGACUUUUCAUUCCAGCUAUAUGAUCUAAAGCAACAGGGCUACAUUGAGAGACAGGAGGUUAAGCAGAUGGUUGUUGCUACACUUGCUGAAUCAGGAAUGAAUCUUUCUGAUGAAGUUGUAGAGAGCAUAAUUGAUAAGACAUUUGAGGAGGCAGAUACAAAGCAUGAUGGAAAAAUUGAUAAAGAAGAGUGGCGCAAUCUUGUUCUUCGCCAUCCCUCUUUGCUGAAGAACAUGACUCUGCAGUACCUCAAGGACAUUACCACUACAUUUCCAAGCUUUGUCUUCCAUUCCCAGGUCGACGACACCUAAAUUCUUGGAUUUCUUUCAACUCAAAACAUCAGAAGAAUGCUCAUGCCGGUUUAUUAAGAAUUUUGAUAUUGGGUUGUUGGAUUGGGCAAAGACUCUGGUACUCUAUAGGAUGUUGCUUGUUCAAGUCUUUAAAUUGAUAAAUAACCUUGUUUCUUUCGUUUGGAGCUUUAGUGUGGCGAGAUGUAAUCUGUCUGAACCCGUAGAUCAUGUUUAUUCUCGUCCCCCCUUUCUUAUUUUUUGGCUGUCAGGCUGGCAAUUAUUAGAAUAUUGGAUGCACUUUUGUGAAUCUUCUGUCUUGUGUAAAAAAUAGGAACCUUCAAAAAGAUUGCUCCUUUUGCUGGAAAAUUUUCUAUGGGACUGCGUGUUGCUGGAUCAUGAAAUGCCCUAGCAUCACGAAAUCCUGUCUCAUGGUCUUAUAUGUAGUUUGAUUUUGUUUGGGAUCCUAA